Molecule: messenger RNA, 558 nt
Organism: Dovyalis caffra
Lineage: Eukaryota; Viridiplantae; Streptophyta; Magnoliopsida; Malpighiales; Salicaceae
Source: the annotation of a GenBank genome assembly
AUGGGAAGUGAUCAGCGCAAUAUUCCUAGUAAACCCCGUUAUGAUAUUACCAUGUCUAGGAGGACAAGAAAGCCAUUGAUGAAUCUCAAAGAAGCCAGUCAAAAUCCCACAACAGGCUCACCAGAAGAAGAGGGUGAUGCUGAAGAUGUACUUGUUGAUCAUGAUCAAGGAGCAGAGAGCUUUCCUAAAAAAGCUGAUUAUGAAAAAGAUCGUAAAAGAAGCUUGAAGCAACUUAUAAUCAAGAACGCAGGCAAGGAAAAAAGUGAAGUAACCAAGCUGGUGGAGGAGGAAACAAGGGGCGGUGGAGAUGAUGAAAAUAUGGAGAGCAAAUUAUUGUUUGGAAGCAGAAAUUCUCUUGGCCAGCAUUUCAAGGGAGAAGAAAAGCAGCAGCUUCAAGUAGUGACAAGAAAACAAAGUAACAACGGAAUGGAAGGGAUGAAGCUGAAAGGAAUGGUGGGUCGCUAUGUCAAAGUGUUAAGCCAUUUGAUCAGGGUCAAGCGUGACACCCACAUUAAUAAUGGAUCCCGGAAAAAGUCAGUUCUCCGGUUGCCCAAGUAA